AUGGCCCUUCAAUCCUCCCUCAUCGUCAGCGCUUCAGCGCUGUCGAUCUUCAUUCUUGUUGUCCUUGUGGUCCGCGCGGUCUGCGCUCGCUCGUCUGACGCCGACAAGCGCCGGUUUCCCCCCGGUCCGCCCGCACUUCCGAUCCUCGGAAACGUGCAUCAACUUCCGGUGGAUUAUCAGCAGCGCAAGCUCGCGGAGUGGGGCAGACAAUAUGGGGACGUCGUGUUCGCGCGCUUCUUCCGCACCCCCGCAGUAGUAUUAAAUUCGCGGGAAGCGGCCAUAGAUCUGAUGGAGAAGCGCAGCGCCAAAUACUCCGACCGGCCUCGGUUUAUACUGCUGAAGGAGCUUAUGGGCUGGGACAGCGUGCUGAACAAUCUGCCCUACGGCGACCGGUUCCGCAAGCACCGCAAGUGGCUGCAGGACGCGUUCGUAUCGAAGGCAGCCCUCGCCACGUACCUCCCCAUUCAACGGCGCGAAACGUACACUCUGCUGGCUGGACUAUGCGAUAGACCGGAGCUGUUCAUGGAGCACGUUAAGCGGUGGGCGGCCGCGACUAUCAUGGAAAUCGCAUAUGGGCACCAUGUUACCUCUAUCGACGACAAGUACAUCGCUCUGGCCGAGAAGACUACGGUGGAGACCGUUCUCGCCGGAAGCCCAGGCUCCAUGCUGGUCGACUUCUUCCCAAUACUGAAGGGCAUUCCGCUCUGGGCGCCGGGGUCUGGCUUCAAGCACCGCGCGUUCUAUGUCCGAUCACUCGUCCACCGCACGCUCAACACGCCGUUCGAGAUGGUACAACGUGCAUUGCGCGCCGGCACGGCAGCACCGUCAUUCACUGCGACUCUCCUCGAGGAGUCCGCUGCGGCAGGCACCCUGACAGCGGAGCAAGAGGAGGAUAUCAAGGGCGCAGCUGGAGUUAUCUACGCCGCUGGAACCGAUACGACCGUUACUUCCAUGAAGACGUUCAUUCUCGCCAUGGUCCUGCACCCCGAUGUCUACAGGAAGGCGCAAGCAGAGGUGGACAAGGUCAUCGGAUCCGACCGCCUACCCGACUACGAAGAUAGGGAGAACAUGCCAUAUCUGGACGCCAUCUUGAAGGAGAUGUUCCGGUGGAACGCACCCGUGCCACUUGGUGUGCCACACAGGGUCCAGGCCGAUGACGUGUAUCGCGGGUGCCACAUCCCCGAGGGUGCCAUGAUCAUCCCGAACAUCUGGUGGAUGACACAGGAUCCGGAUGUUUAUGCCUCGCCGGAGCGGUUCGACCCCGAGCGGUUCCUGAACCUGUCACCGGAGGUUGCAGCACGCGUCGACCCCAGGAACGUGGUCUUUGGGUUUGGUCGUCGCAUCUGCCCUGGGCAGGCGUUCGCAGAGUCGAGCAUAUGGCUCGCCGCGGCGAACAUCAUCGCGACGAUGGACCUCACAUUUGCGAAGGACAACCUGGGUCGGGCGAUCGUCCCGGAGGCCGUGUUCAUCUCGGGUUUUGUCAGCCACCCGAAGGAGUUCACAUGCGCCUUCCGCCCGCGCUCGGACCGCAUCCGUGGCCUCGUCGCGCACAUGAACGCCGUCAAUAUCGUCACGGCAUGAUCCCGGCUUAACAACUGCGGCUACGCAUUUAUACGGGCUUCUGGGCGGUGUGCACGGGCAUGUGGCUAGGUUUCUGCUCCGUAUCUAGUGGACAGUAUUCUGACAGCUCCUGCGCCGCUAGCAGUCGACGCACGACGUUCACACCGCCCUCCUCAUCGCAGGACCGCGCCGGGUGUGGCGCGCACAGGAGCGUACGCAUACUUCCACUAAAUACCGUUUCCGUUUAUGUUUUCCCCUCGCACUCAUCUUCUCAGUAUACCCCAUUACGAACCUCACGAAGAACCUGUACGUAUUAGUGGACGGACCAGUUAGUGUUCCCGAAAGUCGGUAGUCAAAUUCAUCAUGUGAAC
Messenger RNA from Trametes versicolor FP-101664 SS1, 1931 nucleotides. RefSeq names its product cytochrome P450. Gene Ontology annotation, molecular function: monooxygenase activity; iron ion binding; oxidoreductase activity, acting on paired donors, with incorporation or reduction of molecular oxygen. Bases 1 to 1581 code for a protein of 526 amino acids. The transcript has 13 exons. Lineage: Eukaryota; Fungi; Basidiomycota; Agaricomycetes; Polyporales; Polyporaceae. The record is from RefSeq and is a predicted model, not a curated record.